Paramacrobiotus metropolitanus is the source of this 2905-nucleotide messenger RNA. RefSeq names its product SNF-related serine/threonine-protein kinase-like. The record is from RefSeq and is a predicted model, not a curated record. The coding region runs from base 378 to 2513 and encodes 711 amino acids. Gene Ontology annotation, biological process: microtubule cytoskeleton organization; protein phosphorylation; intracellular signal transduction. Lineage: Eukaryota; Metazoa; Tardigrada; Eutardigrada; Parachela; Macrobiotidae. The transcript is spliced from 6 exons. Gene Ontology annotation, molecular function: protein serine/threonine kinase activity; tau-protein kinase activity; ATP binding. Gene Ontology annotation, cellular component: cytoplasm.
UUUGAAUCAACUCAAUCAGGGCAGAUUUCAUUCCUUGGCUGUUUGGCAAACACGAACUACUCAUUCGCAAUUUAGUCAUUUUGUUAUCAAAAUUUAUUAUUCUUUCAAUGAUGUUAUCUUCGUAUCUAAAACCGUAUUACCGUGUUGCCGUAUUGGCAGUUUUACGGGCGUUUUAUCUUUUGAUUCUCUGGCACAAAAAUGUUACGACACAGGCCACGGUAUUUCUUUGCUAGAUCACUGAUCCAGUCAUGUUGCGGAUGCAGUAGCAGACUGAGACUGUGAUAUUAUUAUCGAUAACAAAACCUGUUCCGGGUGUUCCCUCCUCAAAUUUUGCUGUUGCCUUUUGAUUAUCAUUCUGAUCUUUUGAUAACGCUUCCAUGGCAUCCUCAGCAUCCUUGCAUUCUCCCUGCAGUUAUCCGCCGUCUAAUGGUGGCUUUCAUUGUCGCUCGCAAGCCAUGGGCUGUUACGAUCUGAUGGACACUUUGGGUCGAGGAAACUUCGCGACUGUCAAGAAAGCCGUCCAUGUCUUCAGCGGAGAGGAAGUGGCCGUGAAGAUCAUUGAUAAAACUAAGCUAGAUGCGACAGGACGAGCUCACCUUUUGCAGGAAGUGCGCUGCAUGCGCCUGGUCCAGCAUCCCAAUAUUGUGCGCCUUUAUGAAAUCAUCGAUACUCCAACAACCUUAUUUUUGGUUUUGGAGUUGGCUGAUGGAGGUGACCUAUACGAUUACAUGCUGAAGAACGAAAAGGCUAUGUCAGAAAAGACUGCUAGACAUUAUUUCAGUCAGAUUGUUCAGGCUGUGGAAUAUUGUCAUCAACUGCACGUGGUACAUCGAGAUUUGAAACCAGAAAAUGUCCUAAUGUUCCGCAAGCAUCGUAUGGUGAAGCUGACUGAUUUUGGGUUUGGACACUUUUGCCAGCCGGGAAUAUCGUUGGAUACGUCUUGUGGAUCGCUGCGUUAUUCAUCACCGGAGAUCCUAUUCGGUCAGCGAUACGAUGGACCGGCUGUCGACGUCUGGGGGUUGGGAAUUUUACUUUAUGCAAUGGUUUGCGGACGGCCACCGUUCAUGGAAUUAAAUGACUCGGAAACAAUAUCGGCCAUUAUGGAUUGCCGUUAUCCCAUACCACUAACGCUGUCGGCAUCUUGCGCACACUUGAUUGGACGGAUGCUAGUCAAAAAUCCUGAUCAACGUGCCACUGUAGCUGAAAUUCUGCAGCACGUCUGGCUGCAGUCUCCGCUUCCUCUUCAAUCUCCGGGAUCGGCUCCUGGCUCGAUGGACUGUGAUAGUCCGGAGUCUCAUCUUGCGACCUUGAAUUGUCCUCUAGUACUGUCACGACAUUUGUCGGAUGAUGCACAUGAAAGGAUUAUCAAGAUAAUGCUGGAUGGAGGUGUAGCUGCUCAUCCGGACGAUAUUGACUGUGCACUUGCCAGCGACGAGUACAAUAACAUAACGGCCACGUAUUAUCUUCUGGCUGAGCGUCUGCUUCGGAUGCAAGCGCCGCCACCCCCAAGUUUUGAAGAAGAGGAAUUCGUGUCGGUGUCAGCGCAUUUCGGUGCAAUGGAGACUGAUGAUUUUCGCGGUGGUCGCUUAAAUGGCCGAUGUCGCCGGAUAACGAACACGGUCGGCAAGCGUACGGUUGAUCUGACGUCCGUGGCAGAAAUGUUGGAAGAACUGGCGGAAGAGGAGGAAGAAUUACUGGACAAUGCUAUGAUUGAUAACAGUAUGCAGCGAACAAGGAACAGUGCCUCGCCGCGAUUUAGCCCCUCGAGUAAUCGGCGCUUAGUGAAUACGAAAUCUUCGCCGCAUUUAAAUAUGCUGAAUAAGAUCAAGGAGGAAGUGAAGGUUAAAGAUGACGAUGAUGAUUUCCUCGAUGAGGCUUUCUUUGUCGAAAUGGAGCGGGCAAGCAAUGACCCGAAUUCUCUAAGGAACCGAGAGCGACAGUUGACGUCUCCCGAGCGUUUGAAACGGAUUGAGCGAUCCCGAAGGACGCGGUCCAAGUCUGGUAGCGGGAGUAGCCAAACGUCAUCCGAUACAUCUGAUACCGAAGAGGUUGGCGGCAGUACAUCACGAACUACCGCAUCGCGCCUAUCUUUCUCCCGCCAUCGUGUCCAACCUCAUCGUCAUCGCAGCACGUCCAGUUGUUCCAAUCCCCCAGUCUACAGUCGGGAAUCUAGCGAAAAUGCUUCGCCUAUCCGUCGCUCAACGCCUGUUUUAUUUCACAUGGGGGAAGAAGAUCGCGGCAUGACCUGCUCAGCGAAAAACACGAACAGUAAAAAACGCGUUUUGCAGCAUUCACAAUCGCUAAUGGUCAUUCCCUGCCAUUCGGGGAAGUUGGCCGCUGUCGCGGAUACGGCCAAAGGUAGCCGUAAACGCAGUUCACUGCAUCGUCCGCACAGUCUGCCACCCGUGCCCCACGUGAAGGUAUUAUUAGAAGGGAAUUAUCCCAUGGCACAGGCAAACCCCAGUAAUGUCAGUCCGCGACUGAGUAGUCUGUGUAUUCGGCAACAGUGUUGAAGCAUGAGAUUAUUGUUGUGAUAAAGAUUUGAUUUAAGUUAUUGCGGUGUGAAAUUGUGUGUGUAAGAGAUUUUUUGUUUUGAGGGGUGUUAUCUUAUCCUUUUAGUAGUUAACUGGCUUUUGUAUCUGACUUUUUUCUCUGUGACAAUCGGGCCCCCUGCUUGAUACUUUUUUUGCUGCACUUUCCGGGAAUGUUUCCCGGUGUACAGGGUAUAAUAUUAUGUGCUAUUUAUUCCGCUGUAAUAUUCCACGUUUUCGUGGAAAAGCAGACUGCGGGUAGCCCUUUUAUAGAAUUGUACCGAUCGGUUUAUGAAUGCAGAAUCUUAUGUUUACUGUGGUUUGAUCAGUUUGCAACAGAGCUGUUGCUCGUUCGAAUUUUGUGGUUAAUAAAA